Dothidotthia symphoricarpi CBS 119687 is the source of this 1956-nucleotide messenger RNA. RefSeq lists its product as uncharacterized. NCBI's taxonomy places the organism in Eukaryota, Fungi, Ascomycota, Dothideomycetes, Pleosporales, Dothidotthiaceae. The record is from RefSeq and is a predicted model, not a curated record. The transcript is spliced from 4 exons. Gene Ontology annotation, biological process: DNA-templated transcription; regulation of DNA-templated transcription. Gene Ontology annotation, molecular function: DNA binding; DNA-binding transcription factor activity, RNA polymerase II-specific; zinc ion binding. The coding region runs from base 1 to 1956 and encodes 651 amino acids.
AUGGCCUCCAAUAACACCAUCAUCACUGCGCCGGUCAAACGGGCUUGCGAUAGUUGCCAUCGACGGAAAGUCAAAUGUAUUGGCGAAGGAACCAACCCAUGCAAGAAUUGUGUCUCAGCUGGCCUUGCAUGCACAUACAAUGCUAUCCCACAAAAGAAAGGACCCAAAGGGAGCAGAGCCAAAGUGCUCUCUGAACUUCGCGAAAGUCAGCGCAACGCCCAACUUGCUACAGGAUUCUCCCCAGAGAUGGGCUUCGACGGACGUACAAUGUCUUCCCAAUUCGCUCGCACACCUGGUCUAUUACCUCCAGGACUUGUCGAAAAUUGCCUGGAAUUCUUCUUCACCCACGUUUAUCCUUCACAGCCUGUUCUACAUCGCCAAAGGGCGCAAGAGGCAGCUGUGAACAUGGACCGAUCUACAGAGGCUUAUUGCAUGGUCGUCGCCCUUUGUGCCUACGUUAUGAUCCAAGCCAACAUGAAGUUGCCGCCCAGCGUGUUACUACGCCCUGAGUUGGCUCACCUGUCCAAUGUAGGCUUUGGACAUGCCCUUCUUGAGGAGUCGGUUCGUUUGCGAAAAGGCUACGACUACCGCGAGAACCCUACGCACUUGACCGUCCUGACGUCUUGGUUCUAUUAUGGUUGCUACUUUGGGUUGGCAAAAGAGAAUACAGCCUGGUCCUAUCUUCGGGAAGCAACGACGCAAGCUCAACUGCUUGGAAUGCAUGACGAAGAGACAUACAAGCAUGACCCCCUCGAUAUUUCUCGAAGGCGAGUACUGUAUUGGCUGCUCUUCAUGGCAGAAAGAACCUACGCGCUUCACAAGCACCGUCCGAUUUCGCUUUAUCCGACAAUCCAUACGCCAUCUUUGGAUGAAGUGCCUUCCGACAGGCCUGUCGCCAUCGGACUGGAACUUAUGAUCAAUCUGUACAAAACAAUCGACGACACAUUCAUCAGCCUUUGGAACAGAGUGCAUUCACAUGUGAAUCCUACAUGGAUUACACAAUUGCAGCAACAGCUAUCGGAGGCAGUUCCAUCCUAUCUUGAGUGCACAGAAGCCCAGGCAGUCGAAAUCCGAGUUACUCAACAAUGGCUACGCGCAAUGGUGUGGCAGCUUUGCGUUUGCCAGGGACUGGUCAGCAGCGUUUCGAAUGACACCGCUGUGACAUUCAGAUACCCUAUUCAGAUUUCGAGAGAUCUGCUCACAAUGACCCACCAAUUCUCGCAACCAGCCAUGGAGAUACACGGCGUUGGACUGAUCGAAAAGUUAUUCGACAUUGCUUGCUGCCUGACAGAUGUGGUGGCUUGCACGUCCUUCUCCCCAGACGCAUUCGCUCUCGGCCCUCGUGAUUACGUUUCGCGUUUUCUGACACUGAUCUCCACUCUUCGUGGUGGGCAGGCUCGCUACUUGCCACUUCUCCUCGCUAAGCUCUCCGAAGUCUUGCCCAACCUCCCCCUCCCCCGUUCGUUGAACCUUCCCCAGACCAUCCCCACGUCGAUAGGUCUCCCCGCUCCUGGUACUGGAACCGUCCCUUCGAACGUUGUCGAAGAUUUCUCGACAUUGCCAGCCAUGACAUCUCCAGCCUAUCCGUCCAACGAAUUGGCGCGCCGAAUAGCUGCCCAGACAGGCGCGCAACUUCCCUUCAACACUUCUCAGCAACCGAUGAUGACAGUGCCUACUAGUCACGUCGAGGAACUCUCACUAUAUUCUUCUUCACAUGGUACUUCUCAUUCUUCCGGAUCGGACCACAGGAGCAAUUCUACCACUCCAGGACCGUAUGAGCCACCAAUGUCACAGUCGCACUCGCAAAUAAUUGGACAUACACCCGUUCAAUUGCAAUCCUCGCAUUCUACGCAUGGGCACAUGAAUCACCACGUUGGUGUGAAUCCUACAGCGUACGACUCAGGAUUUGCUGCUUCGGGCUAUCCAGUGGACCCUACCAUGAUGUUCAAGCAAUGA